Messenger RNA from Anneissia japonica, 421 nucleotides. RefSeq names its product ran-specific GTPase-activating protein-like. Lineage: Eukaryota; Metazoa; Echinodermata; Crinoidea; Comatulida; Comatulidae. Gene Ontology annotation, molecular function: GTPase activator activity. Gene Ontology annotation, biological process: nucleocytoplasmic transport. Gene Ontology annotation, cellular component: cytoplasm; nuclear pore. The transcript has 3 exons. The annotation marks the transcript as partial. The record is from RefSeq and is a predicted model, not a curated record.
GAAGAUGGACCAACUAGCCCAGAUGUUCAUUUUGAACCUAUUGUUAAAUUAGCUCCUGUUGAAAUCAAAACAUUAGAAGAAAAUGAAGAAGAAGUGUUUAGGAUAAGAGCCAAACUUUUUCGGUACUUCAAAAAUGGAGAAACAACAGAAUGGAAAGAAAGAGGAGUUGGUGAUAUAAAAAUUCUUAAAAGUAACAAUGAUGCUUCAAAAUAUAGAAUAGUCAUGAGAAGGGAUAAAACGUUCAAGUUAUGUGCAAAUCACUACUUACUACCAACUAUGGAAUUGAAAGCCAACUGUGAUAGUGAUAGAGCUUUUGUUUGGAACACACCAGCUGAUUUUGCAGACGAGGAGCCGAAAGCUGAAACUUUAGCCAUCAGGUUUGCUAAUGCUGAAAGUAAGUAUACAUUGUAAAUUAAGUCCA